Molecule: messenger RNA, 7487 nt
Organism: Micropterus salmoides (largemouth bass)
Lineage: Eukaryota; Metazoa; Chordata; Actinopteri; Centrarchiformes; Centrarchidae
Gene: acap3b
Product: ArfGAP with coiled-coil, ankyrin repeat and PH domains 3b
Exons: 24
Coding region: 231-2747 (838 amino acids)
Cellular component (GO): cytoplasm
Molecular function (GO): GTPase activator activity; protein binding
Source: RefSeq, a predicted model, not a curated record
UCCUUCAGUCUCCACGGCGCAGCCACUCUCGCCUGUCUCGGCAGCAGUGUAGUAGUAAUCAGCCUGCCGCGCUCUGAGCUCGCAUUUUGUGUCACGGUGCCACCGGGAGAGGGGCGACAGACUGCUGUGUGUCAGGGGAUACCAGUCACCAUCCGCACGGUUCAAGCGACAUCCUGCCGCGGGCAAUGACAUUGGCAGACUGAAGUGGGAAUACACGAGAAAACGCAAAAAUGACGGUGGACUUUGAAGAAUGUAUUAAAGAUUCACCCCGAUUCAGGGCUGGCAUUGAUGACGUGGAGACAGAUGUGGUGGAGAUUGAGGCAAAGCUCGACAAGCUGGUGAAGCUGUGCAGCGGGAUGAUCGAGGCCGGCAGGGCCUACGUCAGCGCCAACAAACUCUUUGUGAACGGCAUCAAGGACCUGUCACAGCAGUGCAAGAAGGAGGAGAUGAUAUCGGAAUGUCUUGAAAAGUGUGGAGAAAGCCUCCAGGAGAUUGUCAACUACCACAUGAUUUUGUUUGACCAGGCUCAGAGGUCGAUCAAGCAGCAGCUUCACACCUUCAUUAAAGAGGAUGUACGUAAGUUCAAGGACACCAAGAAGCAGUUUGACCGGGUGCGUGAGGACAUGGAGCUGGCCCAGGUGAAGAACGCCCAGGCACCCAGGAACAAGGUGCACGAGGCUGAGGAGGCCACACAGGCCCUUGUCCUCAGCCGCAAAGCUUUUAGGCACCUGGCCCUAGACUACGUGCUACAGAUUAAUGUGCUUCAGGCCAAGAAGAAGUUUGAAAUCCUGGAUGCAAUGCUGUCCUUCAUGCGUGCCCAGUACACUCUUUUCCAACAAGGCUUUAACAUCUUGGAUGAGAUUGACCCCUACAUGAAAAAACUGGCUGCGCAGCUGGAUCAGCUGGUCAUCGACUCGGCCAUGGAGAAGAGGGAGCUGGAGCACAAACAUGCCAUCAUCCAGCAGAGAACUCUGAUGCAGGACUUUUCUUAUGAUGACCCCAAGUUGGAAUUCAAUGUGGAUGCACCCAAUGGCGUGGUCAUGGAGGGCUACCUCUUCAAGAGGGCCAGCAAUGCGUUCAAGACCUGGAACAGGCGGUGGUUUUCUAUACAAAACAGCCAGCUGGUCUACCAAAAGAAGCUCAAGGACUCUUUGACGGUGGUGGUGGAGGACCUGAGGCUGUGCUCAGUCAAACCCUGUGAAGAUAAUGAGAGGAGGUUCUGCUUUGAGGUGGUUUCACCCACUAAGAGCUGUAUGCUGCAGGCUGAAUCGGAGAAGCUGCGGCAGGCUUGGAUCCAGGCAGUCCAGGCAAGCAUCGCCAGUGCUUAUAAAGACAUCGCCGACAAUUAUUACAUUGAGCGUUUGGACAGGACAGCCUCGCCCUCCACCAGCAGCAUCGAUUCUGCCAGUGAGCCCAGAGAGAGGGGGGAGAGGGGAGUUCGGGGAGGUGGGGAAAGCCUCCUCCAGAGGGUGCAGAGCCUGCCAGGCAACGAGCUGUGCUGUGACUGUGGCCAAACAGCUCCCUGCUGGGCCUCCAUCAACCUGGGAGUGCUGCUCUGCAUUGAGUGCUCAGGAAUCCACAGGAGUUUAGGCGUCCAUUGCUCUAAAGUGCGUUCACUGACGUUAGACUCAUGGGAGCCAGAAUUACUCAAGCUGAUGUGUGAAUUGGGGAACACUGUGAUCAACCACAUUUACGAGGGAACCUGCGAAGAGCUGGGAGCAAAAAAACCUGGACCAUCCAGUUCAAGACAGGAGAAAGAGACCUGGAUCAAGGCUAAAUACGUGGAGAAACGCUUCCUAAAGAAGAUGAGUGGGAGCGAGGCACUGGUGGAGGGUGAAAGGAAGUCCCGGCCAUGGACAGUGAAGAAGUGCCAGCGACACAGCAGUUCUGCUCGGGCCCCCAACAAGGCCCGCAGGAAAUACCACCGCUACGAGCCGGGCAGCGCUUCACCUGCAAACCUCUCUGCAGCAGCUGCAGCAAAGUUUCGCCGGGACUCCCUGUUUUGCCCAGAUGAGCUGGAUUCACUAUUUUCCUACUUUGACACUGGCUCUGGUCCUCGCAGUCUUAGCAGUGACAGCGGCCUGGGAGGAAGCACUGACGGCAGCACAGACAUCCUGGUAUUUGGCUCGGUGGUGGACAGUGUCACAGAAGAAGAGGAGGAGUCGGAGGAGUCCUCCAGUGGUGAGGUGGAGAUCGAACAGGAAGUAUCUUCAGACCCCGAAGACCCGAGGGAGUUCCACCCCGGGGCGCUCCUCCACCGAUCCGCCCGUCUACACAACCUGCCGCUCAUGGCGGAGGCACUGGCACACGGUGCUGACGUACACGCUGCAAGUGAGGAGGAGGAGGCAAAAACGCCACUCAUUCAGGCCGUAAUCGGGGGCUCUCUGAUAGCUUGUGAGUUCCUGCUGCAGAACGGAGCCGAUGUGAACCAGAGGGACAUGAGAGGCAGAGGCCCACUGCACCAUGCCACCUACCUCGGACACACUGGUCAGGUGUGUCUGUUCCUGAAGAGAGGAGCUUCACAGACGGAGGUGGAUGAGCAGGGCCAUGACCCCCUAAGUAUUGCUGUCCAGGCCGCCAACGCAGACAUCGUCACCCUACUGCGCCUAGCGCGGAUGAACGAGGAGAUGCGAGAGGCGGAGGCUCCGUUGGGUCAACCAGGUCAAUACCACAGCAGCAGCCCCACUGAGCAGCAGUAUAGAAAGUGCAUCCAGGAAUUCAUCUGCCUCACCAUAGACGAAUGCUAGUGGUCCCUUUAUUUAUAUAUUUAUAUAUAUAUAUAUAUAUAUAUAUAUAUAUAUAUAUAUAUAUAUAUAUAUAUAUAUAUAUAUAUAUACCUAGCUUAUGAUGAAGAAGCUUGGGGUGUCUGAGAAUAGAGGAGCGUACCACUUGCUCAUUAUGGGGGUGCGUUGUGUUGUAGGGAGACCCCUGAUGGACCUUUUUAACUCUACUAACACUACAGUCACCAUCUACAUUUUUCAUCACAACUACGUUUCUGCUUGCCAUUACUCGGAACCACCCAUGCUAUGCUAGCUACAUGACACACAGUAAAAUGACAUGUGGUUUUUGGUGUUUUGCUAACAGGGUUGUCCUCUAACUUAUCGUAACGUGGUGUGAGCCCUUGUGUGAGGGUGUGUGGGUUGCCUAACAGCUCUUCGCUGCAUUAACCCCCUUACACAUUAUAUCUCUCCCGACCAUCUAUGACCAUCCAACUUACCCAUCUCUUCUUAAUCGGAGAUGUAAAUAUACGUAUUUAGAAGUUGUAUGGGUAAUCUAUAAACUAUGUGCUGUGGCAUGAGGUGAAAAAAAUGGUAUUUGUUCCAUUACUAAAAGAAAAAGAGUAACUGACAAGCUACAGUGGAGGUGGGCAGGGUAAUUUACUGUGUAUAAAGAGGUGUCAGGAAGGGACAUUUAAUGUAAAACUGUGACAAAAUUACUCAAGGGCUUGUGGAAAAGAGACCUCUUGCCUGCGUUGUAAGAUACUUUGUGAGUGAGUGAGUGAGUGAGGAGAGUAAAUGAGUGCAUGUGUCAAAGAAUACUGAGAAACCUAGUUAAAUCAUGAUAUGAUACAUAAUGUUUUAAUGUAAAGGAGAAAAAAAAAGAUUCUGCACUUUUCCCACCUACAGUAUUAUAUUUUUGUUUAUUUUCAUUCAGUCAGCUUUUACAUUGUUCUUGUCUAGUCCAGUCUAUUGUCCAUCUCUCUAUUGUCUAUUUUAUUCCUUUCUUUGUAUUUUUAUUUUAUCUCCACAAGAGGACCAGUGCAAUGCAUUCUUGGAUGCAGUUUACUUCUGCAUUUCUGUUAUUGAUUGUCAUUUUAAUCUGAAAGCAUUACUUGGACUUUUUGACAGGAAGUAUUUAGAUUACAUCAUGUAAUAGCACUCAUAAAAGACAUGUUGCUUUAAUUUUCCCUUUGGAAAGGCCUUAAAUUGCUAUGAGUAAGAUUACUGAUACUCAAACACACCACUGGAAGAGAUUUUAUUAGUUUAUCUAUGGAACUUGGAGUUACAAUGUACCAUUGUUUUAAAAUUAGUUGCAGUCAUUCGUUGUUCACUAGUGAGGAUGAGAACUCGUCAAGUUGUGAAGGUGAAGUGCAGACAAAGCCGGAGCAGCAAGUCUUGUAGUGCAAUGAGCGAGUGUAUAAAGCUGGAUUUAUGGCUCGUCCUUCCAUCCACUGCCUUUCCCAGUGCAAAGGGGAAUCAUGGCGCCUCCAUGUUGUUGUAAAUACUCAUCCAUGUUACAGUGUCUGUGGUGAGAUAAAGGAGCACAUUUCUUACGUGUUUACACACUUGUGGGGUCAAAGGACGUAUAUAUCUGGCUUCCCUCACUGGUCAAUGCUUACAAUGUUCUCUGCAUGCUUUGCCAGAGUCAUUAGUGGGAGGUUCAACAUCGUUUGCGUUCUGAGCAUGAUAAAAUAUUUUUCAAUGGUUUGAUCACGUCGUGCAGUGCAGUCCUGUGAAAUGAGCAUGCACCACCAUGACCCCUCUGGUGUUUCUUACUUUUUGCACCUCUGUGCCAUUCUUCCAUCCAUGGACCAAAUCUGUGGUGACUUCUUCAUUCCUGUCUUUUUUAGUUUGUUUUCACAAAAGCUUAGUAACAGUGAUUUUAGUUAUUGUUUGUAUCUUGUGGUUUAUUUUCCUCUGCCAAAGACUUUUUAAAGGGAAAGUGUCUGACAUUAUUGUAUGAUAUCACCGUUUUUUUUGUUUUUUAAACUGAAACUGUUCAGAGUAGGUACAGCAUAGUCUUGACAUGCUUUGUGAAGUGACAGAGUGGUAGAAACACUGUUGGUGUACUCACCUGCUCAAAAGAGGUUAUAGAAAUGUGACAGACCUGAGAGAUUUUGAUAUGGCAGGUUAUAUUCUGCAAUAGUUCAAUGUACUGCAAGUAGAACCAGUCUAGGGGGUGAUGUGAUGCUACUGUGACCAAACUGUUAAGGGCCCUCGCCCUAGCUGAAGUAUUAAAUGUUGUGUCCAUUGUGUGUGACAUAGGAGUGGUUAAAGGUGCUGUUCAAAGCAAACAUGCUGUAAAUAGUACACUUGUGUAUUUUAACUUGAUGCCAGCUGCCUGCUUCUCAGCAUUCAAUCACAGAUCCCGACUGUCUGAUCUGUUUUAUGUAUCUCUUUCAAAAAGCAACCUGUCAGACCAAACUGACUCGGAGGCGUUCUUCUGUCCACUGACAUUUGGAUAUCUUUGGAAUACUUUCUUCUUUGUCUUUAGAAGCACUGAGUGGGGGGGGGGAAGAAAAACAAAAUGCAUACAAUAAAACUGAGAAUCUCUUGAUGAACUAACCCUGCUUCCUGCUUGUUGCUCUCAUUUCUGUUUCCUGUCUCAUCUCUUGUGCAUUAACAUUCUCUCAACAUUGCAGCAAUAUAUUUUAUAUAAUAUAUUUUUAUAUAAGAGAAAAUAGUGUCUGUAAAUGAUGAAUUGAUAAAACGGGUGUUUUAAUUUGAAGAAAUAGAGCUGCUGUAUGUCGAAACAUUGUCAGAUUUUGGGAGAAUGCUUUUGUUUUUUUACAAUGUGGUAACAAACGUUUGGGUAGCACUUGGCUUAUUCAAAGCAAUACUAUGGUUUCCUCCAUUAUACUAAAUAUAAAUGAAAUGUACACAUGGACAUCUCCAUACUGCCAGGUCAACAUCAACACAUUAUUUAAAGAUCACUUUAGUGGUUUGGGUCUGCUGUUUUUUCAGAUAGUGCCUCAGUUUCUAGAAUGCAGCAGCAACACUGUGCCUUGAAUAAUUCAGUGUCUCCAGUGUGUUAUGUGAUCUCACAAGUAUUACACCAUCACUGAAAAAUGUCCUCACAUGCCAGAAGUGUCUUAAUUCCUCUCUCACAUGUCCACUUUAGGAAAUAAGCGGCUGACUGACAUAUCAUUGCUUCUGUUACCACAGGGGUUGCCACGGGCAGCAGGAGCGUUAAACCCAAGGAUGUCCGGGAUAGAGUGAGUGAAGCAUCCUGGGCCGUCAUACUAGGGGUUCAGUGUGAUACUGUGAUUCUUUCUACUCUGGUGGUUGUGGGUGAUCUUUAAGGUGUCUGUCGCCCAUUCUGUUGCGCGCACACACUUUUUGCAGCUGUCUGGACGUUUGGAAUCAUGGGGAGAAAUUAGGCAUUCAAUGGUACACAAAUCUUCAGUGGUGGAGUAUUGAAAAAGAUGUCUUGAGACCCAAGUUUAAUGCAGCAUUCACAUACUUUUUGAAAUAUGUGGUUUAUACUCCCAAAAUGUUCAAACAUCAAAUGUUUAGUACAGUAAGUACCAAGCAGCAGAGAAUGGGUAAGUAUAAUCCACUGCAUAUUAUGAAAUGUGAAUUAGAAUAUAAAGCACACCAAUCCAGGUAUCAUCACUUGGUUGUGGCUUGAAAAUGAACAAAAGAGAGAAAAGGAUCCCUGGGUGACGUAAGAGUGAACUGGCCAGGAUGCUCACCAUUCUUUCCCUGCAAGUUCCUGAUUUUCUGUUCUGCAGACUAACAGAGACCCCCAUUUAGAAGUUUAUAAUAAAUCAAAAAUGUGCAUAAGAUCCAACUUAAGUUUCUGGUAUCAAGUCAUAAACGUAUUUACUCAUAAACAAAAUAUACAUCACUUACAGUAUCUUGAAGGAAUAGGUGUCUAUAUACCACCAAGGUAGACUGAGGAGCUUUACUCAAUCUUGAGGCUAUGCUGUGGGGGUGUUGCUCUUUCAUGCAGAUGUUUAUCAUCUCUGUCUUUCUUCCUGAAUAGUGACAUGUGGGUUAUUGGGGAUUGCAGUAUUUGCUGGUUUAUUGCUUUUAUGUCACGUCAUUAAAAAGGCUUGCAGUGUUGCUCGCUGGUGUUAAAGGUAAGCAAAAGCUAGCAGAUUGGUCCCUGCAGUCUCCAUGGUGCCCAGCCCAGUGGGACGAACCGCCAUUUGACUUUAGUAUCCCCCCGUUGCAGGUGACAUCUCCUGCAUUGAUGUCUUUCGCGAGUUUUCUCUCCUCGCGUCUCUCCAGCCCGAGAAGUUGAGGAGAAGGAGCAUGCAGUUCAGCCACUGCAAGAAGCCAGAGUGACCACCUCUUCUUCUCAACACUUUUCAGUUACUUUGGAUCAAGAGGGUGGCUUCCACAUGCCAUUAAAAAUUACAUUUUGAUGCUAGGGAGUGAAUGCUGCUGGCAUGAGAUGCUCAAAACCUGCAGGAACUAGUUAAAGCUGUUUUAUAGUAGGCUUGUAGCCUAAUAGUUCUCAAUUGCUGUUGUAAAUGUUUGUUUAAAGUCAAGAUAAUAGACAUAGGAAAGCUUCCUCCAGAACUACAGAAAACAUUUUUCGAAUGUUUCCACAGGAUAAAUCAUACUCUCUAUGAUGAGUAAACUAAACUUCUUGUUGUUGUUGUUGUUGUUGUUUUAAUCUAAACUAAAUCAGUGAAGUAACUGUUUAAUGUUUUGUAUAAUUUUAUUUUGUCAACUGCAAAUCUAUGAUGAUAUGAUUUUCAAACUCUUGUGCAACUGGUGGCAGAAAAAAAAAUAAAAACCAUACAGUGAAAACGC